Molecule: messenger RNA, 7010 nt
Organism: Coffea arabica (coffee)
Lineage: Eukaryota; Viridiplantae; Streptophyta; Magnoliopsida; Gentianales; Rubiaceae
Source: RefSeq, a predicted model, not a curated record
AUUGCUUAAUUAAUUGGUCAGUAAGUUUCGCUAGAUCUCCAUGCUUUUGUAGAUUAGUUAACUCCUCAAAUUAAUAUAUAGCAAAGUAAUAUGUUUCCCCUCUAUACAAAACUUGAAGCUAAAGACGGUAGGGUAGGAAAUAUAACCAAUUCUAAUUUUAUUUUAAGCUCGUAUAGCCAUAUUAAAUGUUACUAUUUCAAUAUUACAAAGAUCGGAAAGAAACAUAUUUAUGGGAUUUGGACUGUAGUUAAUUGCUAUGCAGUCAUUAAUUUAGAAUUAUUUGAAUGCAUUUCCCUUGCACCAAAUAAUAAUAAUAAUAAUAAUAAUAAUAAUUGCUGUAGGUCCCAUACUCUUUUAGAUUAUUCGCAUCAAAGGACAAUUUCUAGUCGCUGGUCCAUCUAUUUAUUCGUUGGUUAUCACUCACGCAUUAUCUUCUCAUCGUUUCAGACUACAUUCCAGUUUCAUAUAUUGUUUUCUGAUGACUUGGUAAACAUCUUCUUAUUUCCAAACCUCUUUUCUCCAACUUCACUCGUCACCGUUUCUCAUUUCACCAAUUCACCCUCUGGACUGAAAGAAGAGAUACAGAGCCCACCAAUUCACCGAAGGAGCAGAAGAUAUAGAGAGCCCGAAACCAUUUCAAGCAAACUUGUUUUGUCUGCUACCAAUUUCUGUAUAUUCUGUGGGACAACAACGAACUUUGAGCACAGAGUCUACAUCAAAAGGAGUCGACAGGCAGUGAAGCUUCAUCCAGAACUGGACUGACUACUAAGUACUAAGCCCGAUAUCAUUUGACCACUCGAUCCCAAACCUUUUCUCCAACUUCAUUCCUCACCAUUCUUCAUUACCACCAAUUCAACAAAGGAGCAGAAGAGAUAGAGAAGCUUUCAUCAACUGCCGGUCUGACUUGUGAGCCCGAAAUCAUUCGAAGCAAACUUGUUUUGUCUGCUACCAACAACAACGAACUUUGAUCACAGGUUUUACACCAAGCCUUCCUAGUUCCUGGCAUCAUUCUUCGAUAUCACCAAGCCUGGACUGACUAUAAGUACCAAGCCCGAUACCGUUUGACCGUGUCUGUCUCUCGUUGUUUUCAUUGUGCAAGUUUCUUUCAUUUUAUCUUCGCCUGGAGAUAUGGCCGCUGCCGUAGUGGGAGGCUCAUUCCUCUCCGCUUUCCUUCAAGUGCUAUUCGAUAGGAUGGCUAUGCCGGAAUUCGUGAAUUUGUUUCGUAAUCCGAAGACCGAUGUUGCUCUCCUCCUCAAGAAGCUCGAGAGUGAGUUUCGCACUGCUGGAGCCGUGCUCGAUGAUGCAGAGAACAAGGAAAUACCGAAGGGAUAUGUCAACGACUGGCUUGAGGAGCUUCGUGAUACAUUUUAUCAAGCAGAGGAUUUACUGGACAGAAUGAACACUGAAGCCCUGCGAAUUAAGGUCGAAAUUGAGUACGAAAGCUCUACCAGCACUUGUACAUCUUCGGGUGAUGAAUUCCUUAAGAAGAUUAAGCCUGAGAUUGAAACGAUAGUGGAGAGGCUGAAGGGAUAUAACAAACAAAUUAGUCCCUUGGGUUUGCAAGUUGGUCAUUCCAGAAUAGAGUCACAUCAAAAAUUUGAAACAGCUUUGGUUGACGAGACUACUAUUUUUGGGAGAGAUGCUGAUAAAGAGAGGAUAAUUCAAAAGUUGCUGUCUGAGGAUGCAAAUGGAGACAAUUUCACCGUGGUUCCAAUAGUUGGAAUGGGUGGGCUUGGCAAGACCACCUUGGCCCAAAUAGUUUACAAAGAUUCGAGGGUGGCAGAGAGUUUCCCUGCCAGGGCAUGGGUCUGUGUAUCAGAAGAAUAUGAUGCUACAAGGAUAACAAAAGAACUCCUAAGGGAACUCAGUAUUUCUUUUGACAAGGAUGAGAAAUUGUUUUCCCUUCAAGGAAAGCUACAAGUUGGUCUAGCCAAUAAAAAGUUCCUUCUUGUUCUGGAUGAUGUUUGGAAUGAUAACUACAAUGAGUGGAAAAAAUUAAGGACCCCUUUCAAAGGUGGAUCACGUGGAAGUAAGAUCAUUGUUACAACACGGGAUCAGAAUGUUGCAAUGAUGAUGGCCAACGAAAGGUCAAUUCAUCAUUUGGAUUCCAUGCUAGAGGAAGAUUGCCGGUCUUUAUUUAAGAAGCAUGCGUUUGAAAAUAGAGAUGGCAAUGAAAAUGCAGAACUUGAAGAAAUAGGAAACCAAAUUGUGAAGAAGUGUCGAGGGUUGCCUUUGGCUGUGAUAACAGUUGCAGGUGUUUUGCGCUCUAAAACAACCCCCAAAGAAUGGAAAGAGAUUUUGACAAGUGAAGAGUGGACUCAAAUGGAUAUUCCAGGUGGCCCCAUGCCAGCAUUGAGAUUAAGCUACAUUCAUCUUCCUUCCUAUCUUAAAAGGUGCUUUGCUUAUUGUGCUGUGUUUCCCAAAGAUUACCAGUUUAGAAACGAGGAAAUUAUUCAGUUAUGGCAAGCUAAUGAUCUUUUAGAGUACCCUGGAGAAAAUAAAAGAAUUGAAAACAAGGGUGAGAAGUUCAUUCAUGAACUGAGAAUGAGGUCAUUAUUUCAUCAGUCAACUGACCAUACUUUCUCCAUGCAUGACCUUGUCAACGAUCUGGCUAGAUUUUUCUUUGGGAAAUACUGCCUUAGGCUUGAAGAUCAUCAGGAAGGCAAUGCUACAAUAUCUGGUGCAAGACAUUUUUCAUACCAUCCUAGUUGGUAUGACACAUUUCACAAAUUUAAUCUCUUGAGUCAGACUAAGAAUAUAAGGACAUUCUUGCCAUUGAGAACGGAUUCUAUGAUUCGUCUAAGCAACAAAUUCUUUGAGGAUGCCUUGCCCCAAUUCAUGUCUUUAAGGGUUCUAUCUUUGUCCUAUUAUGAGAAUAUUGUGAAGUUACCAAAGUCAUAUAGUGGUUUGAAACAACUUCGAUUUCUGAAUCUCUCUGAAACAGGAAUAAAGGUGCUGCCGGACUGGAUAUGUAGUUUCUAUAAUCUACAAACUUUGUUGCUGUCAAAUUGCAGACAACUUGAAGAGUUGCCAAAAAAUUUGGGAAAGUUAAUUAACUUAUGUUGCCUGGAUAUUAGUGGAACUCCAUUGAAGAAAAUGCCACCACAAAUGGGUAGACUGAUAAACCUUCAAGUCUUGACAAAUUUUGUCAUAGGGAAGAACAGUGGUUCGACGAUUAAGGAGUUGGGCAAGCUUCCUAUGCUACGUGGUGAGCUAAUCCUCUCCGGGCUAGAAAAUGUUUCUGCUGGUAUGGAUGCAUCAAUGGCGAACAUGGAAGGCAAGGAACACCUUGAAAGGUUAACCCUGCAGUGGAAUGGCGGGACAACAUUUCCAGAUUGGCUAGGCAACUCUUCUUUCAGCAGUUUGGAAUCCUUGAGUCUAUCUGGGUGUAAAUAUUGCCACUCCUUGCCUACACUCGGGCAGCUACAGUCCUUGCAAUCACUUGCAAUUGUGGGAAUGAGUUGUAUACCAGUCUUGACACAAGAUUUUUAUGGAGACAUCAAUGUAACCAAACCAUUCCCAUCUCUGAAAAAUUUGACAAUCGGGUGGUUGCCACAGUGGAAGAGUUGGUACAUACCAGAGGGUGAAGUCUUCAAUGGACUUGAACGACUCAGGAUAAGUGAUUGUCCCAAAUUGAUUGGAGAACUUCCCCAACAACUUCCAUCACUGCAAAGCCUUGAGAUAUCUGGCUGCGACAAUCUUGUGUGGGACAAUGGUCAAUUGAGCAUCCUGAAUGGAGAGAAUCAACAAAAUUUUUCAUCUCUUCAUCAAUUGAAGAUUUCAAAGCUAGAAAAUUUGAAAGAGUUGCCCCUACAGCUCAACCAAUUAUCCAAGCUUAAGAAAUUGAAUAUUUCAGAGCUAGAAAAUUUGGAGGAGUUGCCCCUACAGCUCAACCAAUUAUCCCGACUUAAGAAACUGACGAUUCAUGAUUGUCGGUCUCUCUGCCCCUCGCACAUGAGUAGACUGCCUGCCUCACUUAAAUCACUGGAGUACAUGGGUUGCAAAUUGGAAUUGGAGGGUGGUGGGGCCUUGGAGUACUUGGUAUUAGGCGGUUGUGACCUCAAAGUCAAAGCCGAGUGGCUUGCCUCGUUCCCUAUGCUAAAACGUCUUGAAAUUAGGUACUGCAGGAGUGUUGAGAAUCAGAGUGGUAUAACUACUACUACUACUACUAGUGUGAUGACGUCACUUCAAUCCUUAGACGUCUACGGCUACGAUGAUCUAUUAAUGUCUUUUUCAGAGGGAGGAUUGGCAGCCCCCAAUCUAACGACGAUUAGCAAAUUAGCAUCCGCGAUUGCAAGAAGCUCACGUCGCUGCCGAAACAGAUGGAGUCCCUCCUCCCAUCUCUUCGACGUCUGCAUUUAAACAAUUGUCCCAAAAUUGAGUGCUUCCCGGAAGGGGGUUUGCCCUCCAGCCUACAAUCCCUUGUCAUCUACGGUUGCAAGAAGCUCAUGAGUCGUAGGAGAGAGUGGGGUUUGGAGAAACUUCCCUUUUUCACGCUCUUGAGGAUUUCUGAUAGUGAUGAAGAGUCGUUUCCAGAGGAGGAUUGGCUGUUGCCUUGCACGCUUCGAACACUCUGUUUGAGCUUCCUUAAGAAUCUGAAAGUGCUAAACUAUUCGGCUCUUCGACACCUCACCUCUCUUGAAGAUCUACACAUCUCUGAUUGCCCUCGACUCCAGUCCCUACCGGAAGCGGGACUGCCCGCCUCCCUCACCAGACUACAUAUUGGGAAUUGCCCACUGUUGGAACCAAGGUUAGAAUGGGAGAAAGGACCGGACUGGCCCAAGGUUGCCCGCAUCCCCUGCGUAGUAGUCGAGGGUGAACUAGUUCCUUGAUGGUGACGCUGGUUGCUGGUGAGGACCUGCCUCCCAGAGUUACAAGACCCUCAUCAUCAUCGAUUCAUAUAAUUAGAGUGCGAAUUGCCUGUUGUGAAUAACUAGGAUGUGCUGAAAGGACAGUUGAGAUUCCAAUCAAGUAGGCCACCAACUCAGGCAGACAAAUGCUUUCCUCGGUAACUGUGCAACUGCUGAUGAAGAAAAAAAACCUUCAAUUUUCUAUAAGGAAUUGCUCUCUUCCAGUCUAGGUGAAACAUCUUUCUUAGUCCUCGAAGGUUGCUUUCAUCUUUAGCCAUUGAAGAUUGGGGCUAGUGACAUCCCUUUUUAUGCUGGAGACCAAGAACUACUAAUUGCUGACAUUAUGUUUGGAGUAGAGAAGAAGAAGAUUGGCACAAGAGGGAGGAUUUCCACCCCCCUAUCUAUAGUAGAUUACUCUCAUCAAGUGCCUCCUGCCGAAAAGGAUAAAUCCCUCCCACCUCUUUGAUAUCUGAAACUAGACAAAUAGUGCUUCCUAGGAGGUCGUUUGCCUUCUAGCCUACAUUAUCUUGAGAUCUCCUAUUGCAAAGAGCUCAUGAGUUACCGGAGAGAGUGGGGUUUGGAGAAGCUCCCUCUCACACACUUGAGCAUUGGUGGUAGCUUUGUAGAGUUGUGCAGGAGGACUGUCGCCUUGUUUGAAUCUCUUGGAUUAUGGAUCCUUAAGAAUCUGAACAUGCUAAACUAUUCAGGUCUUUGACACCUUACUGUUUUCUUCAAAAGCUAACAAUCAUGACCUGUACUCCACUCCAAUCCCUACUAGAAGAGGGACUCGCAACCUCCUUGGAAAUCUUUGACUGCCCAUUGCUGAAACCAAAGUUGGAAUGGGAGAAAUGACAAGACUGGCCCGAGAUUACAGACAUCCCUGCACAGUAGUUGAUCAAGAAUUAAUCCCUUAACAAAAACGCUAGAAGUGUGAGGGAUCCCACAGUUACUAGACCUCCAUCAUCUCUUUGGAUUAAGGAGCAGUCCGGGCUUCUCUAAUUUGAUCUCAAUCUGUUGUAUCUGAGAGGUGCAGAAUUGCACUCUCCCGUCUAGGGAAUACAGCUCGUUAUUGCUUUCAGCUUCAGCCAUUGCCAGAAGAGGGUCUACCUAUCUGCUUUUUAUGGCAGAAAUAAAAAACUGCCCACAUUGAUGACACUAAAGGGAAGAAGAUGAUUGGUGCAAUGUAACUGACAAUUCAUGGAUGUCAAUGAUGUGUUUAUUCUGUGAUCAGUUAUGCACUCACAAUUUCUCUGAAGAAGUUCAUAUUACAAGGGGUUCAAUUUGCUGCUUGGAAAGAUGCAAUCCCUUCUCGUGCAUUAAUGUUCAAAAGUGUGGCAGCAUCCUGUAGCUGAGAGCUUUUGUAGCUCACUGUUGCCUCCAGAAUACAAACAUAUCCUUUUGAUGGUGGAUAUCCUGAAUUUCCCCUCUCGUUGAGAAUGCAAGAUUAGUGGCACCGAGGAAGAAGAGUCACUUUCAAAAUACUGGCUGCUGUCUUGCACACUGCACACGUACAAUCUUUCACUUGGAGCAGCACAAGAGCUGAAGAACAACGACCUACAGAUCUUGAAGAUAUGGAAAUAGGUGACUGCUCUCAGCACUGGUUGCUACAAAAAGAGUGGUUGGCAACCUCCCGACUUCCAUUAUGCAUAUAAAAUGUGGUAUUCAUUGGUCAAAUUACUAUGUAAGGGCAGAAUGGGAGAGGAAAGACUGGCCCCAAGGUUUCUAAUGUAAACUUCAUAGCUUUCGAUAGUGAACUAAUUCGACAUAGAAUCUUGCUUAUCACUUGAUCGAGCUUGAGGGUGUAAAGGUACCUUCCUCUGUCAGAUUCAUUUUCUUGGAACGCUCCAAUGCCUCAAAUCACAGGAGUGUCAUUUCCUGUGCAUAUGAUCCCAGCUUCCUGCUGAAAAUCUUCUCGACUUACUUUUUAGUUCUUGUUUUUCUUUUGGGAUUUUUCUCCUUGUUCAUGGCCAACCUUGCAGAACAUUUGAUUGUCUACUCCAAUGAUGUUAUUGCAAGAGUGCAAGCCACAUCAUAGAUCUUGCCUUGCAUUUGCAAAUUCUGGAAUUUUUCAACUUUUGAGAUGAUAUUCACUUGUUACAUUGGAUCGUAGAAAAACAUUUCCUUUCUCUUUGCAAUUAACAAUAGGGGCACAUGUUGUAA